AUGGGCAAAACCGACAAGCAUCGCCGAGCGUCGUCAGUGAGCUCUUCUCUACCACCGAUAUCCCAGGAUGGGUCAUUCCACGGGGCUCCUCCUGUUCCCGAGCGCUCGACGUAUCGACUUUCGAAUGGCCGUGCUAUGGGGUUGCCUGGUUUCGAAUUCGAGAACCACAAUCCACCGCAAUAUGGCACCUAUUCUGAGGCCUACAGCUCAGUAACUGAAAAGCAUAGCGAACGGUCGGUGGCGUCAGCAAAUGGAUCAAAUAGCACAUCUGCUUCAAAAAAGUAUGGCUGGCGAAAAUUGGUAUUAUAUGGCGUGAUAAUCGCGCUGGUUAUCUUGGGCAUAGGAUUAGGGGUCGGUCUUGGUUUGGGAAACCGGCAUAAGAGCUCAAGUACAAGUCAAAAUGAGUCUAUUGGCAGUGCCAGCAGUAGCAGUAGCAGUCCUCCGAGCAGCGAAUCAGGCUCAGCUCAAGACGCGCCUCCCGCGAAUCUAGCUUCUACCACAACCUUUCCUGCGGGCUCAUACACCUUCAAUACCUACCUUUCCCCUCCCGUGACAGACUGUACCAGCAAUCCAUCGACCUGGCUCUGUUAUCCGUACUCCACUUAUGGCGAAUCAGCCUCGUCCUCUAGCGCGGCAUUCGACUGGGUCAUCUCGAAGGUCCCAAACACACCAAACAACUAUAGUAUCUCCUCGACGAAAAAUCCAAUUGACCUGACUUUCACCAAUCUCCCCUUAACUCUGAAAUCCGCCGGCACGGCAGAAGAGCAUUAUUUCCUCCAAACACCCAUGGAGAAAACUACCAAGCCCACAACCCAAUUGGGCAGUGAUAGUGUGGCCGCCACGUGCCAUUUCACUGAUACCACAUUCCAGGCCUAUCUAUAUACGAAAAAACCAAAAACAUACCCGAAGAGCGAUGAGAAUGGUGCCUACACGGCUUGGCCGCAUGCUGUGAAGGUUGAGCAGGUAUCCGGGGGCGGGGCCGGAACCCCUUCGUGUAUUGGACCGAGUGGAAGCUCCCUGGGAGACUUUAGUGUGGAAGACAAUGGACUGCUAUGCGAUUGUUUAUAUCUCAAUACUGGGACUUGA
Messenger RNA from Venustampulla echinocandica, 1086 nucleotides. RefSeq lists its product as uncharacterized. Bases 1 to 1086 code for a protein of 361 amino acids. NCBI's taxonomy places the organism in Eukaryota, Fungi, Ascomycota, Leotiomycetes, Helotiales, Pleuroascaceae. The transcript is spliced from 2 exons. The record is from RefSeq and is a predicted model, not a curated record.